AUGAGCUGGAGAACUGAGCUGGAAUUGAUGCGAAGCUUCCGGAAUCGGGACAGCUCACACAUUAUGCUUGGAGAACGGGCAUGCUUGAAGAUCACCGGAGUUGUUGGAGUUUCACCUCACCUAAUCUUUUCGAACCGGAAUUCAUUCUAUCCCAUUAAGCUGCUGCUGCUGAAUUCCGAUUCUCCGAUGAGCAACUCCGAUUCUAAUGAAAAUGCAGGUGCUGUACCAAAGGAAAACGGCUUUAACUGUUCAUUCUCUCUUUUGAGUUCCGAGAAGGCAUUAGAAGGCUUUCUUCAGCAACCUCUUAACCAAGGAUCUGAUGACCAUCUAUUCGAAUUUUCAGAGGCUCUUAGAACUGUUGCAAAGGCCUUGAGACGAGUUUCCGAGGGCAAAGCCACGGCACAAGCGGAGGCUGCAGAGUGGAAACGUAAGUAUGAAUUAGAGAGGAAGCGCAACCUGCAGUUAGAACAAAAAGGGCUGUCUACAGGUCAUGUUCAUAAGAAAACUGAUAAAUUGGAAGACCAAGUAUCGUUGUUGACUAUUGAUCCGGAGGAGAAACUGUGGUGUUGUGGGGAAAAUGACAUUUGCUCUCAUGAGAUUCUUAAGGAUGGUGAGACUGACAGCAACCAUAGUGCUGCUCAUGGCAAAAUGUUGCGAAAGGCAUCUUUUAAACUUUCUUGGUGCUGCAAAGGCAAUAAAACUGAUCAGCAGAAACAUGAUGUAGUCUCUUUUGAAAAGGGAAACAUAACAACCGCCCAACGGAGCAGUAAACAGAUAUCUUUGAAGUGGGAAUCUCCUCCAUCAACUGUGCUAAUUCUGACCAAACCAAAUUCGGCCUCUGUUAAAAUCCUUUGCUCAGAAAUGGUCAGAUGGUUGAAUGAGCAGAAAAAGCUUAACAUCUUUGUUGAACCACGAGUACGCUCAGAACUUCUCGGAGAGUCAUCAUACUAUAACUUUGUGCAAACCUGGAAAGAUGAUGACGAAGUGCUGCUCUUGCACACAAAAGUUGAUCUUGUUGUGACUCUUGGCGGGGAUGGAACCGUUCUCUGGGUAUGUGCUUUGUAUUGGUGCUCGGAUCAAUUGGAUUUAUUGUUUUUGUUACUUUUUCCUUCCUGUCAAUGGGAUUUCGAAUGGCCUUACUUUUUCAUGCCAAUUAUAAUUCCAAUCCUUUAUCCAUCGAGGAGGAAGGAAUUAGAGAUGAGGUGGAAUCUCACAGAACUUAUGAAGCAUGUUAAAACUGUAAUGAACAAUGAACGACGGGUAGGGAUUGUUAACAUCACUUGGCUUUAGCUUUACAUGUAUGUCAGUUGCUUCGCUGAUAUGAGCUAUUUUACAACACUACUUCUAUGGAAGGAGUUCGAUUUAUUUUCUUGCAAAUUGAUAGUCUUUUUUUAGAUAAAAUCUGUGAAUUUUGAGUAUAAAGUAAUUAGUAAUGUUUGCUCCAGGUUCUGUUAUUCAAGGUUGUGACAUUUUAGGAAAGCUUCGCUGGCAUUACUUCACUAUAUUAUAAUAGUCUUGUUUUCUUCGAUAGUAUGAAAAUGUUUCGAUGCAAACUGGCAAGUAUUUUCUCGGGAUGCAUGCACUUCUGAGUAGAUGAACUGACAUGAAACAAGUUGACAAGAUUCACUUGGCUAGUAUUAUUAGCAUUGGAAACUUGGAUGGUGGGUAGUAAAAGUUUGAUUAAAUGAAGAUUGAUGGGUAUUUCUGUUAGAGGUAGUGUAUCUGAAGUCAAUGAAAGUCUGCUGAUAUCUUAAUUGCUAUAAAUUAUUUCGUUAAAUAAUGUCUUGAAAGCUUCCCAGUUCAUGUCUGGCUUCUGGCUUGAGUUGUUUUCCUGUCUCUUUCAUUUGCUAUUGUUUCGUGUUGGUGAUUCACGGUUUUGUUUCUUAUCUUGAAAUCGAAAUCAACCAGUUAUUCUGGUACUUAUACUUCACUUAGCCGCUUUCAUUUCUCUCCUGCUCUUAUUAGGAAUUAGGGGAUCUCAAGUUCCUUGGUGCAGUUUACUUAGCUAUCUUGUCAAUUAACAUUAUUGCGAUAUCAUAUCAAUUUACAUAAAAGUCAUUGAUACUGAGUAUUAGACAAGUUGUAUAGAACUGUUGAAGGCUCGGAAUUAGCAAAAGUAUAUCAGAAAAUAAUGAAAAAAGAAUCUGGUAGAUUUUUGAUGAAUUGGUUGAUCAACUUAGAAGAAUUAUGCUCGGUUGAAAAGCUGGGGAGACUGUCCUUAGAAAACUUGUAUCCAAUAAGAUAAAAUGUAAAUUACAGAUAACGAGACCUCAUACUUACUGGUGAAGAUGGCACUCAUGGACACCAAUUUAAAUUGUAUAAAAAAGUUGAUUAUGUUAGUAAUCAGGUUUGUUCAUAUAGAGUGUGCAUGCUUCUUGCAUUGUUAAAGAGGAUAUUACUGUAAUGCUUCAGAGCAGAUAAUGCAUUUCUGAUUCCGCCCUCAAUACUAGAUACAGAUGAAUCAAAACCUUCAGAUUACUUGGAUAAGAAGCCGUACAUAUUUCAUGCUAUCAGUUUCCUAAAGUCUGAUGUAAAAAAGAAACCUUCGAUAUGGUUGAAAUUUGUUUGUUGUUCAGACAUGGGUUUAUAUCUUCUUCAAUCUUGGUGCAUACUGUCAUUAGAAAGCAAUAAAGGCUUGACCAACUUUCCUAAGUUCUUUUCUGGGUAUUCAGUCAUGGACGUCUAGGGAAACUGGACUGAUUUUUAUUUCGAUAAUUUGAUGAUUUUGAACGUCAUUUGAUAAAGACGAGAGAUCACUUAAUGAACUUUCUACAAUCGUAAAAAGCAGGAGCAACAGUCAUUGGUAUUCUUUAUUUAUCCGAACCUGAAGCUUUUGACGCAUGUUAUUGUUUUCUCAGUUAUAUGGUCUAGUCUAGCGAAAGAAAUAUGUUAGUGUGUACUUGGAGCAAUUUUGUUAAAUUAUAUCCUUUCUCAUCUGAGAAAAAGUUCCUCUGGGUGUAAACAUGUCUAUUUCCUUCAAAUGAGAAAUGCAUAAGACAUUAUGUCUAGCCAACUUGGUGAGGUCUUGAAAGUAGCUUCAGAUCAUGCAGCAAUUAACCUAUAAUCAGUACAAUGUUAUUAAAUUGUAUCCUUUCUCAUCUGAGAACAAAUUCCUCUGGCUGUGAACAUGUAGACUUCCUUCAAAUAUGAAAUGCAUGAGACAUAAUGGCUAGCAAUUUGGUGAGGUUUUGAAAGUGGCUAGAAAGCAUUUAGUUUACUCAUUACCUUACCAGCACAUGUUUGUUUUUCAGACACCAAGUCAUGUAUAAUUCGAAAUUUAUUUGGUGAUCUGUCUUUGCUAAGGGGAGGGAGACUGGUUAUGAUCAUGCUCUUGAUAAGUUAUAAAAGUUAAUAGAAGUACGGUAGAGGAAGUACACAGAUUUGCCUUCUACCAAUCUCUAUGUAUCUUAUUAUUUUAAUAGGACUGUGUUAUUUUUUUUAAAAAGGAAAAAGCAAUGGUUGUGUUUAAUUCAAAAUCAAUGCAAUUGUAUUUGAAACCUACCAUUUCUAAGCCAUGGUAACUUCGUCUAGGUCUAAAGAGUAUGAAAGGUUUCAACUUAAAAAACCUGAGACAUCUAUGUCUUGCCACUUUAAUGAGACCCUGAAAAUGGCUUCAAAGCAUGUUUUACUAAUUGCCUAACUACUGGCAAGAUCAAACUAUGUAUAUUUCUCUAUAUGUUCUAAAUACUAUGGUUGAUGUGUUACUUUUGUCAUUAUUUUAACAAUCAGAUCAAAUUUGUUCUACAUAUUAAUGAUAUAUGUUUCAUGGAACUGAAGCAAUUGAUAAACAGGCAUUUCUCAGUGAAAAAUAGGAGUUAAUAAACCCCCAUUAGCAAUGUUAAAGUUUAGAUCCUGGUCCUUCAGUAGUUUAUAGUUGCUUUUGAUUUUGCAGGCAGCAUCCAUGUUCAAAGGUCCAGUUCCACCAAUCGUCCCAUUUUCUCUUGGUUCUUUGGGGUUCAUGACCCCAUUUCGUAUCCUUGGAAGUGGUUCUGAUUAUUUCAAACAUCGUAUAUUCGAAUAGUUUAACAUUGCGUCCCUCUUUGUUUUCCACUUAUUCAUAUUUUUGCUUCUAUAGCUCUGGCUUGUUGGACGAUGCCUUCUUUUAUUCAGUAGUCAGAUUGUAAUGAAAUUUCCUUUUCCACUUCUCUCUCAAGUUCAUCUUUGACAAAAUCAGAUAGUGAACACUACCGAGAAUGCCUCCUCUCAGUUUUACAAGGACCCAUAAGCAUCACCUUACGACAUCGGUUGCAGUGCCAUGUGAUUCGAGAUUCUGCAAAAACUGAAUAUGAAACUGAAGGUCCGAUGCUUGUUCUGAAUGAGGUUACUAUUGAUCGUGGGAUGUCAUCUUUCCUUACGAAUCUGGAAUGCUACUGUGAUAACUCCUUCGUCACUUGCGUACAAGGUGACGGAUUGAUUCUAUCAACAACCUCCGGAAGCACAGCAUAUUCCCUUGCUGCUGGAGGAUCAAUGGUUCAUCCUCAGGUGAUCAUGCAUUUUUUCUUAAAUGUUUUGUGUAUGGAUGUGCUGCUGAUUACAUUAUCUGUCUCAACGAAAGAUAUGGUUAGCAUUUGAUAUGUCUGUGAAGAAUAUAAUAUUUUAUAGUUUUAAAAAUUAAUUUUAUUUAUGAAGAAGUUGAGCUUGUUUUCUAUGGUUCAGAGAUAGAUAGGUGUGAUUUCUGAAAAUAGUCCACUAGAUGAUAAAUAAUACUCCCUCCGGUCCUUAUUGUAAGGCCUUCUUUAAGGUUUCUCUUAGUCUAGUGUAAGGCAUUUGAUGUCUUUUAAGUUUUAUUUGUGUACUUCCAAAUAUGUCCAAUUUUUAAUUUAAUAUCAAUACUAAACAACCUCUCAAAUAUACAGGAUAGAUUUUAAUUGGGUAAUGUAGGUAAUUUAGUCUUUUUGUAAGACAAAUAAGUACCUUAACUAACUUUUCUUAGUUUUGAUGAUAUACUCAUUUAUGCGAUAAAUAGGACCAAAGGGACUAAUGUCCUGUGAGUGCAGUAAUUUGGAUUGAUUUGCUUCUAGUCUUUAAUUGAUCUUCAUCCGUGAAGGUUUCUAGCAGCUGCACUCCUAACCAUUCCAGUGCUCUACCACUAAAUCACUAACACUAGCAAUCUCUAUGGAAAAUGGAGCUUUUCUCGGUGGAUUUCUUUCUUGAUCUUCAAAUUGAAGAGCAUUGAGCGUAACACUAAUCGUACAUCCAUAUGCAGGUUCCAGGAAUCCUGUUCACACCCAUUUGUCCCCACUCAUUAUCUUUCCGGCCUCUAAUUUUGCCCGAGCAUGUAACGAUUCGAGUCCAAGUGCCUUUCAAUAGUAGAGGUCAUGCAUGGGUAUCAUUUGAUGGAAAGGACAGAAAACAAUUGGCUCCUGGGGAUGCGCUCGUCUGUAGCAUGGCGGCUUGGCCCGUUCCAACUGCAUGUCAAGUUGAUUCCACAAGUGAUUUCUUACGAAGUAUUCAUGAUGGUCUUUAUUGGAACUUGAGAAAAACACAAUCUUUUGAUGGUCCUCGGGAUGAAUUUGAUAAAUUGUGAGUCUUAUUAGUGGGUGUACAUGAAUGGAAGUUAUACAUGAAGUAGUAGCAGAGAUGAUUUAUGAGUUUACCGUUUGGAUCAUCUCUCCCGUUUCCAUGGCUGUGUAGAGCUUUCUUACCAAAAAAUUAUGAUUGGAUAUGGUAAUUAUAGCAUAUGAGGAAAAGCAAUGUAGUAGUGUAGUUCCAUGCCUAAGGGUUAUUAGUCAAAUGAUAUACUAGAAUACUGUUGUUGUUAGUGUUAGUAUAUCUCUUGAUUGUAAUCUUGAAUAGAAUUAUUUUUUAUUUAUGCUUUGUAAAGUAACACGAACUAAAUGGCAAUACAUGAACUAAAUGGCAAUAUAUUUGACUUUUUUUUUUUUU
Messenger RNA from Oldenlandia corymbosa var. corymbosa, 5886 nucleotides. Lineage: Eukaryota; Viridiplantae; Streptophyta; Magnoliopsida; Gentianales; Rubiaceae. The record is from the annotation of a GenBank genome assembly.